Molecule: messenger RNA, 5109 nt
Organism: Chelonus insularis
Lineage: Eukaryota; Metazoa; Arthropoda; Insecta; Hymenoptera; Braconidae
Gene: tna
Product: tonalli
Exons: 8
Coding region: 1223-3784 (853 amino acids)
Biological process (GO): regulation of transcription by RNA polymerase II; protein sumoylation
Cellular component (GO): chromatin
Molecular function (GO): SUMO ligase activity; zinc ion binding
Source: RefSeq, a predicted model, not a curated record
UGCCCCACCAGGACUAUAGAAUUUCGUCUUUCUCAUGGGUUCAUCUCUCUGUCUAACGAGCACCCCACCAACGUUUCUACACACGGCCAGCUCCCCCUUUUAGUCUCGUCGUCAACAGACGCUCUCCCACACCCCUUAGGAUUCCAUACAACAGCCAGCUUGUUCUCAAGCCGUUUAGCGUGGUGCAGUGUAGUAUUUGCCAAGCUUGUUGGUGUAAGUGUGUCUACACUCCACAAUACACUCAAAUGUGUUUGUACAUAUUCACCACGUCCUGACUGUGUCGUUGUGCUGCCGCAAAUCCUCCCACCACUGGCGUGCAUUUUGACGACGAAUCGACGGUGGGACAGGGACAGACGCACGCCGCAGGCACCCGGGGUCCACACAGCCGUCCAUUGGCUUCAACAACCUCUCACUAGACAGUAUUACUUUCAACCGUUUAGCGCACACGCCGGGACUUAUGCUGCCCGGACAGUAAAGUUUGUCAUACGUGAGCCACUCAGUACAGGACUUUAUACCAAGUGUUUUCUACUGAAACACUUGGGAAAUAACAUACAGCAUAAACAAAUGUUUCAGACUCUACAAUUAUUGUGAAAUUUCCAGCAGGUAGCGGCCUUUUGCAUUGUCGCUCCUGCUGUCAACAAUUGUGUCUAGACAUGCUACAUUUGGCUAAAAAUUUAGACUUGGUGACACGACUUUCAGUUGCUGUGAGACUCUCCUAAACGACACUUGGAUAUUUUUAUGUGGCUUAUUUUCUAUUUUCACUUGGAAUUUUUUCAUCAUUUUUGUUAUGAUUACUAAUUCAUUACUUGGACUUUCUAUCAUUCUACUCGAUUUGUGCGUGCGCUUUUGAUACUUGUGUGUAGAAAUCAUCACUGGAACUGAGUAAAUAUUUCAAGUGCAACUCAUUCGCUGUGUUUAUAACAUUUAUUAGUGCAUUAAAAAUAUAUUCAUUCUGUAUUAUGGAUAAUAGGGACCAAAAUUGUUACUCUUUUACGGAUUAAUUCAUUUAUUUAUUAUCUAAGUUAUGUGUGUGUGUGACUGUGGGUAUUGAUAUUGGAUUAUAACUCAUCUACAUAGUUGACUCGAUUCUUCGGAUAUUCCAAUCAAUUUAUAACAGAUAGCAUAUCGAUUAGCAAGGAUUCAAGCGCGAUCAUUAUCAGGUGAAUCUCGCGCCUAACCGCCCCAAAGUGGGGGUGGUCAUUGAGGGGUUCGUACCGAGGCGAUGGUGGCAGCUGCCACAGCUACGGCCAUCGCCACUGCUAGCGUGGUGGCCAUGCAGGACCGUCAGGACAUCCCCACGCAAUUCAAUCAAGGCCAGCAUGGUAUGCCCCAUCAAACCUACAACAUGGGGUAUGGUCAACGAGCCGGACCAAUGACCGGAAUGGGACCAGUAGGAAUGAAUAACUUUAACGGGAUGAGCUCUAUGGGACCCGUUCAUUCGAUGAAUUCUAUGAAUUCGAUGAAUAAUAUGAACGGGAUGAAUAUGAACUCGAUAUCCAUGAAUGGGAUGAACGGAAUGGGUCCCAUGAAUUCGAUGAACGGUAUGAGCAAUGUUACCAACAAUAUGGGUAUGAACAACAUGAUGCCAGGAAAUAAUAUGCAAAUGAAUAAGAUGAACAUGCAAGCGCAAGCUCAGCAAAGUGGAUAUCCCAGGAGAUUGGCUCCUUAUCCCAAUCCUACUAUGCACAUGAUUCAAAAGAGACAGCAAGCACCAUAUGCAGGAACGAAUACUGCUAUGCAGCAACCGGGUUUUAGCAAUGUACCAACCAAUCAAUAUCCAAACAAUUAUCCUACGGCCAGACCAAAUUUUCAUCCUCAGUAUCAAUCAAUGCAAAGCAUGAAUACAAACACAGGCUUUGCUCCUAAUACGAUGAUGCGAGGAACUAAUAUGAGACAAACGACACCGACUUACAAUGCAUCUCCAGUAUCUCAGUCUAAUCAGUAUUACAGUGCAAAUAACGGUGCGCCUGUCAAUAUGGGUUCUACGACUGUAAGUAACCAGUUUAUUCAUCAAACUAAUCCAGGCUAUUGCAAUAGUUCUUACGCCAAUAGUGGUCAGUAUCAGCAGGAUGUGUCGACGAUGAGAAACACAGCUGCAGGAAAUAUGACCUAUCAACAUAGUCCCAUUCCUGGUAAUCCAACACCUCCUCUGACCCCAGCCUCCAAUAUGGCACCGUACAUUAGUCCUAAUUCCGAUAUCAAACCUAACUUUAAUGAUAUGAAAUCGCCAGUUAACAUUCAGAAAGAUGAUGAAUUGAGAUUAACAUUCCCUGUGAGGGAUGGCAUCAUUCUUCCACCCUUCCGUCUGCAACAUAAUUUAGCUGUUAGUAAUCACGUAUUCCACUUGAAACCGACCGUUUAUCAGACACUAAUGUGGCGGUCAGAUCUAGAACUCCAACUUAAAUGUUUUCACCAUGAAGAUAGACAAAUGAAUACAAAUUGGCCGGCCAGUGUUCAAGUAUCAGUAAAUGCCACACCUCUAAUUAUUGACCGGGGAGAAAAUAAAACAUCUCACAAGCCACUUUACCUCAAAGAUGUCUGUCAGGGAGGCAGAAAUACUAUUCAAAUUACAGUAUCAGCAUGUUGUUGUUCUCAUCUUUUCGUUCUACAAUUAGUUCAUAGACCAAGUGUACGAAGUGUACUACAGGGUCUAUUGCGCAAAAGAUUACUUGGUGCUGAACACUGCAUCGGUAAAAUCAAACGGAACUUCAAUAAUACCAUGCCGAAUAACGGGAUGCAAUCUGAGAAAGAUGUUGUAGAGCAAACAGCGUUAAAAGUAUCAUUGAAAUGUCCGAUUACAUAUAAACGAAUUGCACUGCCAGCAAGAGGGCACGAGUGUAAACAUACACAGUGUUUUGAUCUGGAGUCUUAUUUGAAAUUAAAUUGUGAACGUGGGUCAUGGAGAUGUCCAGUCUGCACAAAACCAGCACAAUUAGAAGGUCUUGAAAUCGACCAGUAUAUGUGGAGUAUUCUCAAUACUAUGACAACCACACCGGAAGUAGAGGAGGUAACGAUAGACUCGGCAGCCAGUUGGAAGCCAUCGAAAAGUAUGACCAACAUCAAGUCUGAAGAAGACAAUGACUGCAAGAGAAUGAUCAAAGCCAUGUCACCAGGCAGUAUGAACAUGCCUACGAUGAAUAAUUGGGAUAUGAACCAAGCCAUGAGUCCCUAUAUACCUCCAGAUAUGAAUAGCAUUAUCAGUGGUUCCAUGAUGAAUAACGGUACUCCUACUUAUGGAAACAGUAACAUCAAUCAUAGGAAUUCAUCCGGUGGAUCGUAUGACAUCAAUUCUAAUACUACCACCACUGGUAGCAAUGAUUAUACCAAUGGCGCUGGUCCUCUUACUCAUUUGAGUGAUUCAGUUAAUUCUCUUGACCCGCUUAAUGCCAUGGAAAAGUCUCUUAAUGAUCAGAUGCCUCACACGCCGCACACACCUCAUACACCCCAUACACCUCACACUCCUGGUGGUGGAAAUAGUGGACCACCAAGCGUACCUCCUGCGUCCCAAGAGUCUACGGGAAAUCACAAUACCUCCGGAAAUAGUAGUUCUAAUAUUAAUACUGACACUACUGAUAUUCCAUCGGAUUUAAAUUUUGAUCCCGCUGCAGUUAUUGAUGGAGAAGGAACGGGACAAGAAGCGUUAAAUUUGUUACCAGAUAAUGUAGUGGAUCCAAUGGAAUUGCUGUCAUAUUUAGACCCUCCGGAUCUCAAUACUCCACCAAGUAGUGGAGCCAGCAGUGGCAAUCCAUCGUCCAGCGAUGACAUUCUAGCACUAUUUGAGUAAUGGAAAUAAUAAAUGACUAUUGACAUAAUAAUCAAAGGAAUACCCUUCAUCAGGGAGAUAAAGAAUAAAUAAGUCAAUGUUACUUUGCAAUGAAUGAAUAAAUAAUAAUUAUAGCAAGAGUAUUGAGAUAAAUAAAAAGUGAAUUAUGUGCAUAAUUGUCACAUAAGCAAAAAUGGUACAAACAAAUUUUAGCUCUAAUUUUAAUAUUUCUAUUAACAACUUUAGGGCAUAUUAGAUGUAGAUGAUUAUCUAUUACAUUUGUAGUACAACAGGAUUAUUCUGUUAGGGCUAGUGGUAGAUUACAUCCUUGACGGACCAGAUUUCAGAAUGGAUGAAUGGGUUAUAAUUGACAUAAUAUGUUUGUCUAAUAACAAUAUUUCUGAAAAAAUGAAUUCAAGUAUUUAUAAAAAUACAAUUGUUUUAAUUUAAAAAAAAAAUUAAUAACAAUCUAUUCAUUUUUACAACUGUAAUAAGACCUAUAACAUUAAAAAGAUAAUGUACAGGAUAAAAACUAUAUUUUAUUUUUUUGUAAAUAAAUUUCAUUUUGUGUAGAAUUAAGAUUCUCAAUUGUUGUAAGUCAUUUUACUUAUUGAUGGAAUAGAAAGCAUAGAUUAUUGAUUCCAUUUAGAGAAAAGUUGAUGAAAUAAAAAUAAAAAAAACAAUAAAUUUUUAAAAAAAACCAUUAUAAUAGAUGAAAAAAUUAUAAAACUGUAUUUACAAACAAAAUUGAAUAAAUUACGAGCAUCAUAAUGUCAUAAUUUAUGGAUAAUUAUUUGCUGUUUAAUUUACACACUCAAUGAUUUAAUCAUAUUUAUAACAAAAAGUUCAUGUUUCAUUAAAACUUUCCUUUUAUUAAAAUGAAAUCUUAUCGCCGAACAAAAAAUGCUGAUGUAAAUAUAAUGUAUGAAAAAAAAUUGUGUUUUUUAAAAAUGCAGCAGUGGAGGUGAACAAAAAUAUAAUAAAAAAUAUACAAACCGUGUAUUUACAAUAGAAGCUAUUUCUAAAGUAAUAUUAUUUUAAUUGCAUCAGUGCAGUUUUUUUUCAUUUACGAAAUGGGCUUGAAUAUUUGAGUAGUAAAAUGAAAAAUUACAUGUACGAGAAAAAAUGCAGUCAGAUGUGCCUAAGAAAGAAAGAAGUGUUUCUUGAACAAGUGGCAAAAGCUUCUCACGAUCUUCUGCUUGUGUAGUCAUUACAUUAGUAUUUUUUGUGAUUGAAAAAAAAUUUUAAAAAAGCAAAGGCAAGAGAUAUACAUAAAGUGAUUCAUGUAGAUUAUACAAAAUUUUUUUAAAGCCUCAUAUAUAUAUGCAUAUAUAUAUAUAUAAAUA